Molecule: messenger RNA, 1629 nt
Organism: Ixodes scapularis (black-legged tick)
Lineage: Eukaryota; Metazoa; Arthropoda; Arachnida; Ixodida; Ixodidae
Product: leucine-rich repeat transmembrane protein FLRT1
Exons: 5
Coding region: 126-1112 (328 amino acids)
Cellular component (GO): membrane
Molecular function (GO): protein binding
Source: RefSeq, a predicted model, not a curated record
AUUGUGCAGAAGGUAUUGACUCAGCAGCACAUCUGACAGAAACACCUGACUUGAUCCACUAUCUAUAAAAAUGAGGGAAAUCUUUCCCCAGCACCCCAGUCGCUGAUCUGUCCGAAAGCACCGCCAUGGGGAUUUCACGCUUGGUGGCUCUUCUACUCUGCUGGAACAUUUUGCUCGCUGCAUCGGAAGCCGCCCACUGUCCAGACGGCGCAGCACUCCGUCCAUGCACCUGCGACCACGAAGGCAUCAACUGCAUGAAGGCCAAUUCCACCCAAGAGCUUAGAAAGGCUUUCCGAGCAACAGGCGCCAACGAGCACGAGUCCCUCUGGAUUCAGAAGACUCCGAUUCAGUCGUUUCCCGCCGGUGUCCUCGGAGACUUUAAAUUCCGCCACGUACACGUCGAGAUUAAUGCAAACUUAACGGCGUUUGAUCUGGGCUCCCUGAAUAACACGAAGAAAUUCCUCGUGUCGAUAAGUUUGUUCAAAAACGCUUUGUCGUCCUUCGACUUUAAGGGGAUCAGCUCUUUUCCGAAACUCCUCACCCUCAACCUCGGAAAGAACAACUUGCGGACGAUUCCAGCGCAGGCUUUCAGCCACCCGACACUCGAAGCGCUGGUGCUUUCUGAAAACCCAAUCGUAUCUGUAGGUGCCAAGGCAUUUGCAGGCCUGCGAGAAUUAAAAGAAUUAUUUUUGAGUGGCACAAGGCUGACGACCCUUGGGGACAAUUCCAUGAAGAUACUCAGCAUCCAGCCAGGGCUCACGAUCAACUUAGCCGACAGCUUGAUUUCGUCGAUAAGCCGAACGGCGUUCGCCGGGACUGCACCUCAACGCCUGGAUCUCAGCGGCAACAACCUGACCACGCUUUCCGAAGACGUGUUUAGGCCAUUGCUUUAUAGGAUGCUGCGCAGUCCCAGGAAGUUCGGUGAAGUGCCCAUGAUCGGGCUAGGAAAUAAUCCUCUGUCGUGCCACGGCUGCUCUUUCCGCUGGCUGGUACCUCUGAGGACGAGCCGAGGGUAUAACUCGAUGUUGAACGGCUUUGCCUGCCGGGAUGGGACGCCGUUUCACAGGCUCACCUACAGCAAGAUUCGCUGCGACCAGAACGGACCGUUCUAGAAUCGAGUGAAUUCGGCUGUCAUAUCGGUGCAAUAUAAGAGCUUUCGCGUCUUUAGAAAAAAAACAUACCUUCGAUGCUGUCCAAUAGAAUACGCCACUCGUGAUAUCAUUAUGUUCCGCUCUAAUGCUAUCUCCAGGCCCCUACAACGAGAGAUGUGACCACCGGGUACCAUGAACUCUUGAGGCGGACCAAAGGUGACAGCGGAGAAAGCACUUACACGGCCCUCAUACAUAAAUAUUUCAGGUCAGAGUGACACUUAGACGGUCGUCCUACUUGGCCCUUGUGUAACCCUAAGUCCAGUCUUAGCUGGGACCUUAGUAAGUUCUGCGGAAGGUGUGGCGACGAAUGCAUUCUUUCUUCCCACAUGCCGAAAACGCAGAAUCGGAGAAUUCGCGAACUCACACCAGAGAGAGGGACGCGGAACGUGGCAGAUCGUCGUAACAACGGCUUCACCAACAACGCUUCAGGUCGAUGAAAAGAGCCGAAUGAUAAUAAAACAAAAACUGAAACUCUGAA